Messenger RNA from Symbiodinium natans, 1440 nucleotides. The record is from the annotation of a GenBank genome assembly. NCBI's taxonomy places the organism in Eukaryota, Dinophyceae, Suessiales, Symbiodiniaceae.
AUGCUCGCGGAGAUGCAGGAGGAUCGCUCAGCAAUCGGGGGUUGGCCAGCUUCCCAAGGCGAGGAGGCCUCUUGGCUGGAGUCGUUCUCUUCACCGUGGUUCCUGGACGCAGGGGAGCCCCUGCUACCUUUCUGGACUGACGAAAGCGAGAAAUCAGAUCAUGUGGAUGCAAUCCUGGAAUUCCACACAGAGCCAUGCGCGGACUUUCAGCGCGGCUUUUGUGCCAAGCAUGGCAUUCGGGGCAAGGCACUCCAAUGCAGAGGCUUCCACUUUGAUUCGCAGCGCCGUCGGAAGCCUGUGGAUCCCGCAACUGGUCAGCUGACGUACUGGGAAGUCCCCUGCCCAUCCUGGAGUGUUGAAAUGGGCUUCUGCUGCCUAGCAGGAGAUGCUUGUCCAUUCGCUCAUGGCCGAGAAGAGGUGUCUUACCAUCCUGCGAAGUACAAGACCCGGCCUUGCAACGGCACCGAUUGCCGCGGCGAGGGAGCAUGCUGCUUCGCUCACGAUGAAGCGGAGAUGAGGCAAGGUGCUCAAGGACGAUACUCGUACUUUGUCUUGGCAUCGUCGAAGGGGCGAGCCCUCAGUGGCUCUCGAGUUCCUGUUUCUGAAACAGGCUGCAGGCGCACAGACCCGGGCGUGCGGACAGGUGGGACUCUGAAUACAAGAGCCCGCUUUUGUGCCUACUAUCCGCAUGUCGGCCAAUGCCGGCGUGGCUCCUCCUGCUCCUUUGCGCACUCUCGAGAGGAGGUUCAAAUCCCGCUGCUGUCUGUCGCGGAAGAGGAGCAUGAGGAGAGUGCCAUGACUCCAGACUUUUUUACCAGGAAGUUCAAAACCCUGUGGUGUCCAAUCGGCGCGCAGCACGAUUGGCAAAUUUGUGUCUACGCGCACACAUACCAGGAUGCCAGGCGUCAGCCAUCGAUCGGCUAUGGACCGCAGCCAUGCCCCUUCUGGGGCAAGAAGGACACUCGAGUCGCCUACUCUCAGCGUUGUCCGCUUGGACUUCGAUGUCCCUAUGCACACGGUGCAAAGGAGCAGCUGUAUCAUCCGAAGUACUUCAGGACUGUCACCUGCCGAGACAUGCAGAUGAAGGGGUGCCCGCGCCAACGACUCUGCGCUUUCUACCACCGAAGAUCAGAGCAUCGGAAGCAGACUGUGGACAUGCACGACUACGACCGUCCUCUUCCAGAAGAGGCCAUUGAUGCUGAAUGGGCAGAGAAGUUUUUGAAUCCGCCCAUCUUCCAAGACGCAGAAGACGAGGCCGACUUCAUGUGGCGGUGCACUUAUCUGAAGCAUUCAAUUAGAUUUGGAAGUUUUACUUGCAGAGGUGUCAACCCUGAUAACUUCUGGGAGGCAGCUGCAGGCGUGAGUUUCGCAAAUGCACAACUUUCCGGGCCUUCACUGCCUUAUCCAGCCAGAAGCUCUGGCAGAACGUUCUACCAGUAA